Molecule: messenger RNA, 4756 nt
Organism: Coregonus sp. 'balchen'
Lineage: Eukaryota; Metazoa; Chordata; Actinopteri; Salmoniformes; Salmonidae
Source: the annotation of a GenBank genome assembly
AUGCAUCCUCUAGUGGUCGUACGUUUAUUUUGGCUCCUCCCUCUCGCUCUGACGCUGGAUGCCCAUUCGCCACUGGACUGCAUUCCGCGUAAAACGGUACCCUAUCAUAGUAAGUACUGCUCUUGCAUUUAAGUGCGUCAAUCAGUAUUUAUUCACUGCUUCUGUCUAUACUGUUUGUGUAACUCAGGUGAAUAUAUCUACAUAUUAUAGUGUCAUUUGGAUUAGGGGCAGGUAUAAUUUUAUGUCGCUGUAAUAUGUGUCAAAAAGAGUUCUCAUAACUAUCAUCCGGUGUAACUGCAGGUGUCUUUGUGAGUAACUAUUGGUGUCACUCUGUAUCAUUCAAUGUCACUCAUUCUGCUGUACUAGGAGAGAAUGGUCGUCUGUUCCGUGAGGAGGGGGUGUGGAACUACUCCACCAUGCUGCUGAGAGAGGACCUGGGUCUGUUGCUGCUGGGAGCCAGAGAGAACAUCUACGCCCUGGACAUCAACGACAUCUCCAACAGGAAAUCCUCCGUAAGAACACUGAAGUAUUCCAGUUUAAUAGCGGGUUGCUUUGGCACUUAUACUGACGGCUAUGAAAUGAUGUCUUGGAAGACUCAUGUCUCAUGUUCAACAAGCUUUAGUGUUCAUCUUCCAACUUUAUCUUCCACCUCUUUUUCAGGUAAGUUGGAAAGUGACAGAGAAGCAGCAGAAGGAGUGCAGCUACAAAGGAAAAGAUCAGGUAGGUCCAGACCAGUCAGUGAACUGAUGCUUUCUCUGCACAUUUCAUUGUCCUUUCCUAUUUCAUUUGUAUUUAAAUAUGUGCAUUCUAUACAAACAGCUAAAUAACUAGAUACUGUGUUACAGAUAGAGUGCCAGAACUACAUCAGGGUCCUGCAUACGAUGGAGGAUGAUAGGAUGUAUGUGUGUGGGACCAAUGCCUUCAACCCAGAGUGUGACUACAUGGUGAGUCAAUGGAAACACAACACUCAUUCUGAUCAACUCCGGUCAUAACCUGUAAUAGUAGCUAUAAAAUCCACAACAUAAUUCACAAGUGUACCUCUCAUCUGUCUGUCCUUGCAGUCGUACAAAGAUGGAGAGUUGACCUUGGAAAAGAAGAAAGAGGAUGGCAAAGGGAAGUGUCCCUUCGAUCCAUUCCAGAGAUACUCUUCUAUCAUGAUCGGUGAGUAACUACUCUGGAAUUCUGUCAGGAAUCUGGGAAUAUCAAUCUCCUUUAAAUCAGAAAAGGCUAGCAUUAGUGAUGCAGGUUUGAUAUCCCUGAUUUGAUGGCUUGUUUGAGUUGAACCCUCUUUACCCACAAUGCUCUCAGGUGAGGACCUGUACUCAGGUCAUGUCUAGAUGGGAUACAGCUUUUGUCAAAUUGACAUCAAAAGUGUUUUAGUUGUUUUAGCUAAUCCUAACCCUUUUCCUAAACUUAACCUACUCCUCCUAACCUGCUGUGUUAAUUCUUCUUACCUGCUGCGUAAGUUCUCCCAACCUGCUACGGAAAGUCAAUUUUUGACAAAAGCUGUAUCCCUUCUAGACAAAACCCUCUACUCAGCCACCUCAAUGAACUUCCUGGGUUCUGAGCCUGUGGUGAUGCGCAGCUCUCCCUCCUCAAUACGCACUGAGUUCAAGAGCUCCUGGCUACACGGUGAGACAGUCUUCUUUCAACUCUCUUUACUUUGUUAAUCAACAAGAGGAUACGUCUUUAUAGCCUGGUCCUCAAUCUGUUUGUGCUGUCUUGCCAACUCUUAUAAUGGAAACAUAACAGGAGUUGGCAAGACAGCACAAACAGAUCUGAGAACAGGCUAGUCUUUAGGCUGAUAUCUUCUAAAAUUUUCUUUCUCAGAGCCCAACUUCAUCUCCAUGGCCCAGAUGCCAGAGAGUAAGAGCAGCUCAACAGGUGAUGAUGACAAGGUCUACCUGUUCUUCAGUGAGACCGCUGUGGAGUAUGACUUCUACAGCAAACUGGUGGUGUCCCGCGUAGCACGUGUCUGCAAGGUGUGUGUGUUUGUGUGUAUCCCACGGUGGCAUUGAGAAUUACUUCUCUCCUUAAGGUGUCUUUGGGUGCUUGUAUUCGAUAAAGAUAGACAAUAAGGGUAUAAUGGCUGCUUCAUGUAAAGCUAAGUCUCACUCUGUCUCUGUGUCUCAGGGGGACCUUGGGGGCCAGAGGACCCUGCAGAAGAAGUGGACGUCGUUUCUAAAGGCCCGUGUGGACUGUCCUGUUCUGGAGUCCCAGCUACCCUACAUCAUACAGGACACCUACCGCUGGUGUGAGGAGGGGGACUGGAGAAGCUGUGUGUUCUACGCUGUAUUCACAUCACAGUCGUAAGGUCAACUCUGAACUGUGUGUAUGAGUGGGUGUGUUUUUGCGUAUGUGAGCACCACGACUGACUGAACUGUAUGUUUUAGUUUGUGUGUGUGUGUGUCUCUCUAAUGCUCAGUGUGGUUGUGUUCCAGGGACAGGGCGGACCUCUCUGCAGUGUGUGCGUACAGGGUGUUGGACAUCGGCAGGGUGUUCUCCGAGGGGAAGUACAAGACCCCGGUAACCGUGGAAACGUCCUUUGUGAAGUGGGUGAUGUACAGCGGUGAUGUCCCCUCCCCCAGACCUGGAGCUGUGAGUCAGACUGACUCUGGUUAUUUUCCUUUUGUCUCUGAUUUUAUUCUACUUCUCUCUGUAUCCUUUCCUGUACCUUAACGUUUCUUUCAUUCUGCUUUUUAUUUGUAGUCUAUCCCUACAGAUUAUCUGUAGAUGUUCAACAGACUAACCAAACCAUGAAAUGUGUCCGUUUUCUGAUAAGUUGUACGUUCUUCCAGACUUUAAUAAACUCUCCCUUUCUCCUCUCUCCUUCUCUCUCUCCUCUGCUCUCCUCCUCCUCCUCUUCCUAUUCUCCUCCUCCUCUCCCCCUAACCCUACCUCUCCUCUCCCUCCUAUCCCACUCCCCUUCCCAGUGUAUAAAUGACGAUGCUCGUAACCAGGGCAUCACUCAAACUCUGGACCUGCCAGACCGGACCCUGCAGUUCAUUAGAGACCGGCCCCUCAUGGACCAGGCUGUUCUGCCCAUGGGAGAGCGCCCCUUGCUGGUCAGGAGAGGCACUGCCUUCACACGCAUCGUAGUACACAGAACACAGGCCCUGGAUGGGAAGAAAUACCAUGUCAUGUUCAUAGGCACAGGUGUGUGUGUUUCAUAACUCUGAACGGCUGUGUAUAGCUUAGUUGCCCACAUACAGUAUCAGCACCGAUGUGUGUUUUGUGUCUCAGAGGGUGGCAGUGUGUUGAAAGCGGUUAACUACGAUAAGGAGAUGUUCAUCAUCGAGGAAGUGCAGCUCUUCCAGCCCCGUGAGCCAAUCAAAGUCCUCCGUUUCUCCAACACAACGGUAACGUAAAGCUCUAUUUCCUGUCCGUCGGCAGAUUAAAUAUGGCGGUGUAAAGGGUGUGUGUAACAUGUUGUGUGUGUUUCUGUGUGUGUGUGUGUGUGUGUAGGGUCAGCUGUACGCAGGCUCUGAGUACGGUGCUGUUCAGAUGCCGUUUAGUAGCUGUGGUCGUUCUGGCGCCUGUGUGGACUGUGUCCUGGCCAGAGACCCUUACUGUGUCUGGGACAGAACUACAGCCCAAUGUAUCACCCUGUCUACAGCUAACGCAGACAGGUAGGAUGCUGCACAAACUAAUUGCACUUUCCCCUUUGAUUUUAACCCAUAUGGAAGAACAGAGAUCUGAUGUACUGUUGGUUAACUCUGUCCAUGAACCCUUCCCGUUUCUGUCUCAGUGAACUGAUCCAAAGUUUAUGGGCUGGAGACUUCUCUCUCUGCCCCGCCUCAGGUGAGUGUGUGUCUCGAGGGUGUAUUCUAUAUUUUCUGUGUGUGUGUUUUCUAACCAAUACAUUAUCUUCCAGACCCUGUGAAGCCUGUUAAUCAGACUGUGUGGCUAGGUGGCAACCUGAAGCUCCAGUGCCCCCCCACUUCCAACCUGGCAGAGACCCACUGGGAGCGAGACGCCCAGCCCCUGCCCUCCUCGCCCCGCCACCAGAUCCUCCGAGACAGCCUCCUUAUCCUCAACGCCUCUGCCUCUGACACUGGCCGUUACCGCUGUCUGGCCCUGGAGCGUUCCCACAGUGGGAAGUACACCACCACUGUGGCUGAGUACCAGCUUAGAGUAGGCCCAGAAGGGCUCCCACGCAGACCUGAAGCCCGGACCGAGGGACCUUCCCUGGCCGCGCUGCAGGUGUCAGUGGCCUUCCUGGUGAUUCUCCUGGCUGUCCUGCUGGGGUGGAACCUGUACAAGGGACAUCUGCCCCUGCCUGGGCCCUGUGGGAGAGUGAAGGGAGCAGGGAGAGGGCAGAACCAAGGAGCUCCAGAGGAGGGGGCUGCUCGCAUUGCCGUGGCCCACCUAGAGGUCUCAGAGCCUGGGGAGGCGGAGAGCAAGGCCCUGGUGUCUGGAGAAGGAAACUGCACCAGUAAUAACCACUACUCUACUGGGGAGGUGACGUUAGGAGGGGGUGAGGAGGGGGAGAGUGAAGCCAGAGUUACUUUCCCCUCAUUGCAGUUCAUUGAUGAUGAAUCAGAGAAAUGACCCUACCUCCAAUGGUAUUUCAGUAUGCUUCAUAUUUUGACUGUAUGCAGUCAGUAUUCAAUGGGACUAAACAGUAUGCAACAGGUAAACUGUGACUAGAUCGGACCAACACACCAGCAAUGUUCUGUACAAAGUGGUUGGAAGAGAACUGUUGUGUUUGUGAAGCUAUGGUCGCGUUCCUCUGCUCAGACAUUGCAUGCAUCAA